Messenger RNA from Trichobilharzia szidati, 2944 nucleotides. The record is from the annotation of a GenBank genome assembly. NCBI's taxonomy places the organism in Eukaryota, Metazoa, Platyhelminthes, Trematoda, Strigeidida, Schistosomatidae.
GUGAGUAGUAUAGAACUACUCAUCUUAAUCAGGCAGCAGUAAACAGUUGCAUGCGAUUAUGCUUGCCUUCUCAUUUACCAUUUAUUGUAUCAAGAAGAUCACAUAUUUUGAUCUGAACAAUUUAUGUUUCAAAAGGAAGUUGCGGUGGAAUUUUACCUCGAACUUUGUGAAUGCAAAUUAAUUUUCAAAUUGUGAAUCUGAUUUAAGGCAAGUCAAUAACAAGCGAACAAUAGACAAAUGGUACUAUCUCUUAUAAUGAAUACAUUCAUCAGCUCAUCCAGUCCCGUAAAAAAUAAAGAUUUACUUCAUAAAUAUUAAAGUACUAAACUAAAUGAACUCUUCAUUAAAUUACUGAUCUCAGGACCUUGUAAGCAUUUCUGCUGCGGACGAUUUCCAAUUUAAAAUUGUCUAACAAACAGUAAAUCACAAAGUAAACUGACGAUUCAAUGCUCAUAUAUAUAUGUAUAUGGAUAUGGGUUCGUAAAAAAUGUUCAUGUAUGGUAUUAUCAUGGACCCGUUUUCAUGGAUUCGAUUCCUUUUACAAGCUCAACAGAAAUGCGCUGUAAUUGGACUGCUUGGUUGUACUAAUGUUUUUAUUAUAUUCGCUUGGUUACUCGAGCGUGCAAUUGUUCGGGGAUUAGUUGGUGGUAAAUUUGCUAUGGCACUCAUUUGGUGGAAUUUACUUUGCCUACUUGCUUUUCCGACAAUCAUGAUACUAUCAAUAGAUUUCAAUCCUCUGUUUAGUGCACCUGUACUAGGAGUAUACACAAUAGUGCUUUUGAAACUUUAUUCAUAUGCCGAUGUGAAUCGAUGGUGUCGUCAAUCAACUGGGAACAAUGAACAAGAAAUAGAUAUCGCUUUAAAAAAUUUAGGGAAACCAGAUUUCACCAAGGAUGAUAGCUUCUUUAACACCAACACCAUCACCGCUAUCUCUAAAAGUAACCACAUUAGUUCUUUUGCAAAUACUGUUUCUUCAAGCAAACUAAAACUUUCUGAGACUGUUACAACCAGUAUUCAUUCUGAUAAUGUGGAAACUAUCUCUCAAACAGUUCCCGGUAUUAGUAAUUCAGAAGACGAAUCUACUGCAGAAGAUCAACCAGUUAAAAGGAAAUGUUCUCCUGUAUUAGAGGAUGUAAGCGUUACUAUACAAACAGAAGAUGCAUCUAUUGAACAUGAUUCAUCAAAUGAAAUAACAAAUGACUUUAAAAGUGUUGAGUUACAAAAUGAACAUAUCUCUGGAGCUGCAGAGCAGUUUGUCGUCAACCGAAAAAUUAAAACUGCAAAUUUUUCUGCUGAUUCUAAUUAUGUAUCAACCAAGCUGAAGUCCUCCGAGUACCUUAAUAACUUGGAAGCGAAGCAUAAAAGUCGAGUCAGAAAAUUGCGACCAUCCCGAUUCAGCGUUUGUGAGGUUCCAGAUAACGGUAAUAUAAAUUCAGAUCCAGUAGAAUUGGAAGUCAACACUUUGGUACAUGAUGAAACAUGCAUUAAGUUCAGUCGUAGUCUAUACGUUACUUAUCCAAAUAAUUUGACUCUGACGGAUAUAUACUACUUCAUGUUUGCUCCAACGUUGUGCUAUGAAUUAAAUUUUCCCCGUACGCUGACAAUUAGAAAGCAGUUUUUAUUCAAACGUGUUUUUGAACUGAUAUUCAUUCCACAACUUAUACUCUGUAUGAUUCAACAAUGGAUUUUACCCACCCUAUCGAACAGUUUCACACCAUUUGCUGAAUCUAGAUUCAGUUUAAUUGUUGAGCGUUGUUUAAAGCUGGCUAUACCAAAUCAUCUUAUCUGGUUAAUGUUCUUUUACCUUUUUUUUCACUCACUGCUGAAUGUGAUUGGAGAGAUUCUAUAUUUUGGAGACCGAUUUUUUUACAGUGACUGGUGGAACGCAGAAUCUAUACCGGAAUUUUGGUCAAAAUGGAAUAUUCCUGUACAUCGUUUUGCCAGACGACACAUAUACAUUCCUCUGUUAAAGAUGGGUCUCAGCCGAUUCCAUGCUAGCCUUGUAGUUUUCUUCGUUAGUGCAUUUUUCCAUGAGAUACUUGUAUCAAUUCCAUUGAAGAUGCCAAGAUUUUGGGCCUUUCUUGGUAUGCUAGGUCAAGUGCCGUAUGCUUACAUUGUCUCACGUUUAUUCUCGAAUGGUGGUCAAGCUGGUAAUUUAGCUGUAUGGCUAGCAUUGAUCAUUGGCCAACCAAUGGCUAUUUUAGCUUACUUCCAUGAUUACUUCAUUACACAUUACAAUGUCAGCAGCCUGUGAACAAGAAAUGAGUUAGCAAACUCUUCAGUCAAUUUCAACCCAAUGACUAUUUUUUAAAAUGAUCAAAUAUUUAUAUGCACGAAGUGAUUUACUGGUAAACGUUUUUUAGACAAGCAACUAACAUAAAAAUUUUUUUAGAUUAGGUAAGCUUUUAUCACUUUGAUGUACCUACUGAAAUCAUGGAGCUGAUUGUUCGGAUCUACUAACCUGAGUUUCUUUCUCUGUCUCCCUCACACACUCACACAGUUAGCCUCUGUAUCUUUCCACCUGUAUUUCUUUCUCAUCUAUUUCCUGUUAUAUUGUUGUUCACACUCAUCCAGAUCAUUUGCACUUCUGUUAUUCAUUUGUACAAAAUAGAAGCUGAUACUGUGGAAUUCACCUCUGAUUUUUUUGCAGACUUACACAACUCUGCAUCAUUAUCCUCAUCAAAUGAGUUUUCUACCUUUAUAAUUAAUAUUAUUUUUCUCUGUACUUUUAAGACCAGUUCUUUUUCUAUUAACUGAAUAACAAUUAUUAAUUAUACUUACUGUGCGUAUCCAUGUAUAUGCGUAUGUACGAAUAAGUGAGUUGGUUACGACCAUGUACAAGUCUUUUGUACUCUGUUUUUCAAGCUGUAAUAAUGAGUAUGUAUAUUUACUUAUAUGCGCACCGCUACAGACAUGUAUAGAAUAAAAGUUUCAUAUAACGUUA